UACUGCUCGAGUUAUCAUGGUAACACAAUAAAUAUAUAACUCAUUUUCACGAUUGUGGGUCCUCUGCAUCACUCCCUUCGCGUAUAACUUCAUCAUUCUUUUAAAGAGGAGCCAACAAACCAAAACGCAAAGGGAGGAUAACCAGGAGAGGCGACACUGCCUUGGAAGAUUACAAGUGAACUGAGUUUACGGAUUAAAAAAAAAGAGGAGACAAGAAGAUGCCCCAAAGAAAAAGGCAAAGAAUUUCACUCUUAAUCACCCCAAAAUCUGAUCUUUUCGAGGAACUACCAGACGAUAUUAUUGUUUGCAUCCUCUGCAAGCUCAGCUCCUCUGCUUCAUGCCCUUCAGAUUUCAUCAGCAUUCUCACAACAUGCAAAAGAUUGAAUCGGUUAGGUCUUCAUCCUCUAGUUUUGUCCAAAGCCGGACCUAAAACAUUCGCAAUCAGAGCAAAAAACUGGUCAGAAUCUGCUCACCGGUUUCUCAAACAGUGCGUUAACGCCGGCAACACUGAAGCCUCCUAUACUCUAGGAAUGAUCCGAUUUUAUUGCUUGCAAAGCCGAGGAACUGGAGCGUCCUUGAUAGCCAAGGCCGCCAUCAAAUCACACGCACCGGCUCUUUACUCUCUCGCAGUUAUGCAGUUCAACGGCAGCGGUGGCUCCAAAAACGACAAAGAUCUCAAAGCCGGCGUCUCUCUUUGCGCUCGAGCAGCCGUCUUGGGUCACAUCGAUGCGCUACGGGAGCUAGGCCAUUGUCUCCAAGACGGUUAUGGCGUUGCUCGAAACAUUGCCGAGGGACGCCGGCUCCUAAUCCAGGCCAACGCGCGAGAGAUCGCAUCAUCGUUACGUUCCAUGCUCAUGUGGCAAUCCCAACACCAACAGCAGCGGCAGCAUGUCCAAUAUGCUUCGUGUGUGAUGAUGGGAAGCAUGGGGUGUCUAUUGCUAAGUGACUUUGGUUGUAGUGUGCCAGCGAGGGAGUUACACCCAGCGAAUUGGUUUUUGAGAGAGUGGUUCGAGUCGGGGCACGGGGUUCUGGGGCCAAGCUUGAGGUUGUGCUCGCACAGAGGGUGCGGGCGGCCGGAGACAAGGCCGCACGAGUUCCGUCGGUGUUCCGUUUGUGGAAAGGUGAAUUAUUGCUCGCGGGGAUGUCAAGCGCUCGAUUGGAAGUUGAGGCACAAAUCGGAAUGUGUGCCAAUGGAGCAGUGGCAUGGUGUGGACGGCGGCGGUAAUGAGAUUGGAGGAAUGGCGGAGAUUGAAGAGGAAAUGGAUGAGAAUGUGGCUCUUCUUCAUUGAUAGCGAUCAAAUUGUUACCGUUUGAUUUGGAAAUUUUUUUAGGUAAGGAUAUUUUAUUUUAGUUUAGUUUUUAUUUUUUUAUAUAUUUUUAUUUAUGUAAAUAUUGAUAAAGGUCUUUGAAAUGUACCAAUUUUGUAAUUUGAACCAUAAAAUGUACUAAAUAACAGGGCUAAGCGACAACCAUGCGAUUUGCUUA
Messenger RNA from Hevea brasiliensis (rubber tree), 1485 nucleotides. RefSeq names its product F-box protein At5g50450. The transcript has 3 exons. Lineage: Eukaryota; Viridiplantae; Streptophyta; Magnoliopsida; Malpighiales; Euphorbiaceae. The coding region runs from base 219 to 1289 and encodes 356 amino acids. Gene Ontology annotation, molecular function: protein binding. The record is from RefSeq and is a predicted model, not a curated record.